GACAACCUUCCGAGGCCAUCAAGGAAAAUACGACAGCAGCUCAAAGGAAAUUUAGAUUUUCAGCCCAGGGAGAUGCAGGAACGUGAAGAAAACUCACAAAGGCAGCUAAGGGAAAUGCGGCAGCGUGAAGAAAACUCACAAAAGCAGCUAAGGGAGAUGCAGCAACGAGAAGAAAACUCACAAAGGCAGCUAAGGGAAAUGCGGCAGCGUGAAGAAAGUUUGCAAAAACAGUUGAGGGAGAUGCAGCAAAACUCACAAAGGCAGCUUAGGGAGGUGCAACAGCGAUUUGAAAACUCCCAAGAACAGAUUUCCUGCUUGGAAAGACAAUUGAGAGAGAAAGACCAGGAAGUGAAUGAACUGGAGUUAAGUAUUUCUUUAGCCCAGCAAACAAUAAGUGAACAGCGACGACAGGAAACAUGCGACUGGGUCAUUUCCCGCAAUGAAAUUCAGAUGACAGAGAAUUGCCUAGGGAGGGGAGGCUGGGGAAGUGUCAAUGAAGGCACCUACUGUGGCUGUACUGUAGCAGUGAAGCAAAUCCAUGAACUGAUUCUGUCUCCUCACAACAGGCUUCUAUUUGAAAGAGAAAUGAAUAUUGCUUCAGCUUGCCGGCAUCCCUGUUUGUUACAGUUUAUCGGCGCCACAAAUGACGAGGGAACUCCUCUGUUUGUGACCGAGCUUAUGGAGACGAGCCUGCGAGCUUUAUUGGCACAGCGGCAACUUUCCGAAAUAGAAAUACGCACCAUUUCUCUGGAUAUAUCCCGCGCGCUUAACUACCUUCAUCAGAAAAAGCCAGCGCCCAUCAUUCAUCGUGACGUCAGCAGUGCUAAUGUGCUGUUGUGGCGACAAGGUGACCAAUGGAGAGGCAAAGUGUCAGAUUAUGGCACUGCUAAUUUCAUGCAGCAGACCAUGACAGUGGCUCCUGGAGCUAUGAUUUACAGCGCUCCUGAAGCACUAACGUCAAACCAAACAGUCAAGGUUGGUCAUCUCUGAUUAUAGGGUCCAGGUUUCUUUAAAAGAUAUAAAACAUUUUGUGUGACUUAAGCUUUGGUACCGUAUUUCGGAGCCAGAGUUUGAGGGAACUUAUCUGAGGUGGGGAUGUUACCGAUUCAAUCAGAAAAUCCUUUAUACGUUUAUGGUGUCUUCAGAUGAAAUCGUCUUUUAGCAUCAAAGCAAGAAAUCUGGAUAAAAAUGUAGAAGGCGUAUCAAAGCUUUCUCAAGGUAAAGUCAAUUUUUCUUCGUAUUUUUUUUAGGUCGAUGUUUAUAGCUUUGGUGUUUUAUUGUGCGAGAUGUGCAUCCGGGAACUUCCAAAUCCUGAAAAGCGUGACGAGCAAGUUUUGCUGAUGACGAGCCGCGUGUUAAGAGGCCUGGUGCGGCGAUGCCUGCAGACAGAUCUUGAAGCGAGACCAACCAUGCAGAAGAUAAUCGAUGAACUAUCGAGAAAUACGUAA
Molecule: messenger RNA, 1448 nt
Organism: Porites lobata
Lineage: Eukaryota; Metazoa; Cnidaria; Anthozoa; Scleractinia; Poritidae
Source: the annotation of a GenBank genome assembly